CUUCGCUCGACAUUUGACCUGACACCAGUACUAAUCGCAAUGAUACCAUGAUGAUUGGAGCUCGCUCAAUCGAAUGUCAUACACAUAUCAGAGCCGUGGAGCAGCGCUUCAGCAUGCUCUAACGCUGACCCUGCGCCGACAAUACACUUGUCUUCCGGCAGAGCCUCGAAAUGUGUUGUCUUCCUCUAGGGGGGCAGGUUCCAGCCAGGAAGCGAGCAAGUCUCCUCAGAGGACGUAUUCUGGCUUUGAACCGAUCAUCAGGAGACCUCAUGAGGCCGGGUCAGGUACUCUGUCCGGAUCGCUGGAAAUGAAAGGCGAAGUUUUCCGGCCUCGCCAAGCGGAUCCUGUCACCGACCACUUACAAGACUCAGACUCCGCUCGGUCGAUCCAAUUCAAGUCCAUGAGGCUAGAUCUAGGCUCAGAAGCGCCCUCAGACGAAGACUUUCCUGAUCUCAUUACCUCUACAUCCACAGGUUUACCCUCCAACGGUGAUACGGACCGACGUUUAGCAGAGAUCGAUCAUCUUGAUAUUACUCGUUUUCAGCCUUCGCAUUGGCGUAUCCGAAAAGGACAUAGUCGGCUCCGCCUCAUAUUGGAGUUCUUCAGGAAGCUUCCCACCGACACAAAUGGUCUUGUGCGAGUCAAGGCACAAUUGGAACGGCUUGUGGACGGCCUGACUCAUUCAGCCGUACCGGAAGGGGUGAAACCAGGGAUCGACCCAAGCUUUUGGGGGAGGAAGACAACGUACUAUCAUCGGACGAUCAGGGAAAUCUCAGCAUUGUAUUUGGAAGUCCUCCAACGACUAUCAGCCGAACACGGGGUCCGGGCAGUCCCCUCCUGUAUUCAUUACUUCACCCCCUUCAUAAUCUCCCUCAUCAAGCGACCACGUUUGAGGCCUUUCAAAGGCUUGCCAAAUAGGUGGGCUUCUAUGAGACUGGAACAGCUUCUCAGCCGCAUCAUGGGCCUCGGACUUAAUUUGACUUCCUACCAAAUGACCCUAAUCGCCUAUCCCAUGGCGAAUUUCCAGGAGCUCAGAACUUCAACGGUCAAGGAAAAUAGGCGCGACCCACAUGUUUCCCAAGCACGCCAGAAUCUGCACGAGGCUCGUUACCUUCAAUCCUGGGACAAGCGUCGAGAAACCCUGCGAGUCAUGAGCCAGGGGUCUUUGAGCUAUGACUUAGUCAUGCAAUUGCGAGCAGAGGUGAUCAUGAGCGUCUUGAAGGAUAUGGGCGGUCUAGGACAUAGCUUCAUCACGUCCCGCCCGCGACUGGUGCAGGAGUUCAAAUUAUGGAAGGGCAUGCGAAAUGACGAAUAUGCAAAUUGGAUCAGCGCACUGGAGAGGCCAGACGAGCAGGAUGAUCAUGAUCAGCCCGAACCUCUUAGUCAAUGGACUUUUCGUGCCGCCAUGCUUCGAGUCGUACUCGAAGACCGUCUCCUUCCAAAAAGGAUGUUCUCGGUCACAGGCUCGGAUGGUCGGCAAGAAAUCUCACUCGCGCCCGAACAACUCCUAAAACGGAUGAUACAAGAAUACAACAGGCCCACACAAGUCAGAGAUUCGGAUAGUGUCAAGCCAAUACUUUAUCUGCGGGGGGCAAUAUACUCCAUCCGGAAUCGCCACUACAUGGCUCGCAGACCGGGAAGCCUGGUCAAGACUGUCCUUUUGCUCGCUGAUCCGGCGAUACAAUGCCCUCCUUUGCCAGGAAAGAUCUUCGAAUCGUUUCUCACUACUUGCCAUGUCGAUACCCAAUUCGUCAGAAUGCUAGUCGCGCUCUGCAGAUUGCCUGCACCGACUUCUCCUGUCCGACCUCACCCAGUACAGCUCCGGCGUCUGUCUAAACUGGCUGGCGUUUCCGAUUCCAAUGGUGCCCGUGUCCGAUUUCACCCGCGUUUCGACAAUGAAAUAAGAGCUGCCUUUCAAGGAGGCGGCUGGACUGCUGUGUGGAAAUUUGCCAUGGAGAGAUGGGGCCAUGAAGGGCCAAAGGAUCACCUCGAGGCAGAUGGCGGCCAAAUAAUAUCAGACAAUCCCCAGCCGGUCGCCAGACUCUGGUGAUCUUGGA
This is a messenger RNA of Kockovaella imperatae, 2057 nucleotides long. RefSeq lists its product as hypothetical. NCBI's taxonomy places the organism in Eukaryota, Fungi, Basidiomycota, Tremellomycetes, Tremellales, Cuniculitremaceae. The coding region runs from base 74 to 2050 and encodes 658 amino acids. The record is from RefSeq and is a predicted model, not a curated record. The transcript has 2 exons.